GAUUAUGAUUUACAUGAAAGUAUGCAAUAUAGCACAUAUUUUCUUGAUAAAAUAACAAAUACCAUUAUAAUGAAAAACUGUUGAAAUUAUAAAAUUUUGUUAAACUGUGCACAGCUGUGUUAGCCCCACAGAGGAUACAACUACAUAUUCGUAUUCAUUCAUUCGAAGUCAUGUGACCCAAUUUUUAAACAAAACAGUGUCAUCUUCGUUUGUGACGCGUAAGUUUUUGCCAAACAUUAAAUAUGAAGUUCGAUGAUAUUCUUCAAGAUGUUGGGGAAUUUGGAAAAUACCAAAAGCUUGUGUAUUUCUUGCUGUGCCUUCCGUCCUUUGCUUGUGGUCUAUUUAUGAUGCAUUUGGUAUUUGUCAUGGAAACGCCUAAUCAUAGAUGCAAAAUAGCGGACUAUCCUGGCGAUACAUACGAUAUCCAGAGCCUCGAUCACCAGCGCGCGGUGGAUAUAUCCAUUCCAAGAGAUUCCAUUGGAACUUAUCAGAAAUGCAGCUUUUAUUCAUACGCGGCCAAUCAAACAGCUAUUAUGUAUAACGGAACAAUUAGGGAAGAAAAUUUUACCAUUGGUGUGAAUGCAACACUUCAGACAUGUUCCGCAUGGGUCUAUGAAAGAUCAGUCUUUAAAGAAACGUAUACAUCUGAGCACAACCUCGUGUGUGACGAUGCCAUAUUGGUGUCGCAUUCCAGGAUGAUUUUCUACCUUGGAGUUCUGGUCGGUGAUAUCCUCUUUGGUUGGUCAUCGGAUAAGAUGGGAAGAAAGACAACUAUGUAUGUAGGGGGACUCUUACUUAUCGCAGCUGCAUUUGCCGUGUCCUGGGCCCCAGAAAUAAUCAGUUUUACUGUCUUAGAAUUCAUCAUUGGAGGCACAAAUCACGGUUCUUUCCUCUGCGCCAAUGUGCUCGGACAGGAGUUGGUGGGACCGUCCAAGAGGAAAUACACUGGGACCAUUCAGCAUAUGUUUUUCUCCAUUGGUCUUGUUUACCAAACAAUAGUCUAUUACUUUUCGCGUGAUUGGCAGAUAUCCUGCAUCGUUCUAGCGACAUCCUGUCUCGUUGUCCUUCCAUUGUGGUGGCUUGUCCCCGAAUCCCCAAGAUGGCUGAUUUCUCAAGGUCGUAACGAAGAGGCUAAUGUCAUCCUGCAAAAGAUAGCCAAGGUGAAUGGAACCAAGGUGUCGCCGGAUGUUGUCAGGAAUCUCACCAUAAAGAAGGAGAAGACCGGGAGUUUUAAGGACCUUUUGAAAAGCAAGACGAUGUGUAUUAGAGCCAUCAUUUUGUGUUUCAACUGGAUGGCGGUUUGUUUGAUGUACUACGGAGUGACUUUUAAUGCGGGAAACAUCGGUGACUUUUACCUGAACUUUUUCUUGAUGGGGAUUGUGGAAUUUCCAGGCAUUUUAACCACUAUUGCGCUAAUUGACAGGAUUGGGCGGAAAAAGCUUCAUUUGCUUUGUAUGAUGGUAGGGGGAGUGGCCUGUCUCUGUACCAUUUUUACAGUGAGCUUCGCCAGAGAAACUUUAAGACCAUUGACAAUUACAUUGGCGGCGAUAGGCAAGAUGGCCUCCUCUGCCGCUUUUGUGUGUGUCUACAUAUUUACUGUGGAGUUAUUCCCUACCGUCAUCAGAAACAUUGCCCUGGGAGGCGGUUCUUGUUUUGCCAGAAUAGGAAGCAUGAUAGCACCGUACUUUGUUGCACUUGGUAUGACCAUUGGAGGCUCUAUCGGAGAGGCCUUGCCCCUAGUGAUUUUCGGUGCUGCCUCGGUUACAGCUGGUCUUAUGUGCCUAUAUUUACCAGAGACCCUAAAUCAGAAAUUACCAGAAACCAUCGAGGACGGAAUAAACUUUGGAAGAGGUAAAGCGACAUUGGUGAUGGAUGUAAAUGGAAAAGACGAGACAGAAGGAGAACUUGUCGGCGACAAUGCAGAAAACGACGAACUUUAACAAUCUUGCUUAAAUGUACGAGGAUGAUCAGAAUGCUACUGUAAAACUAAAAUUCAGCCACAUAUACAAAAUUUCGCGAUUCGAUUCCAGACCAUAUAUGCCAGCACAAUCUCACAUACAACGUUAAAUCUACAUUACCGGACAGAAAUACACAGAAAGUAAACAACGGCCUAAAAACAGAAUAUAUGAUAAUGUAUAUUUUCUUUUCUAUCAAAUUUCAAGAUAUGCUUAAUUUUUUUUUAUUUUGACGAAGAUAAGUACUACGGUAUUCUAUGAGUACUGCGGUAAAAUGAAGAGAGAGAAAAAAACAUAAAAAGAGAUAUUUAAAACACAGCCUGUCUUUCUACACGCAGCUGAGUGCUGAUCACGUGACUGUCUUACUUGCAUACCACGUGCUAUUUCCCCAGCAAUACUUGAAUCUGUGCAUAUCUAACUACCUUUUAGUGUUUUACACAUGAUCUAGCAUAAUUAAUUCAGUCUGAUAGGUCUCAACUCCUAUAACUCGAUGUCAAAACUUACUAUUGUUUUCUUUCCGACCAUGCGAAAAGAAGGUGCGCGCAAUGCUUCCAGUAUGCAAAGAUGUCCGAGAGUUAAAUUUGUCAAGAAUGAAAUAUGACAAUGUCAAUAUCUUUCUUCUCUUAAACUGAAUUACAGUGUAGAGAAGUAAACAAAGUGAACGUAAUAUAGAUGUACGUGUAAGUCGUGCGUAAUGGUACAUUUUGAAUAUAAAAAUAAUACAAAGAUUUUCUUAUCACUUUUUAUUACUUUCUUUUUGGUGUGUGUUCUAGAUGUCCCUAAUCAACAGUAAAAGUGUAGUCCUAGCUUUCAUCCAGAUUUAAUGCACAUAUCACAAUGCACCAGUUAUAUGUAAAAUGUCUAAUGAAAAAUGGUUCAAUGUUCGUGUUAUGGGCAUUCCGACUUUAGAAUCAAUUUCACUGAAGUAUAUGAACAUGAUAUAGAGACGCUACAGUUGCACAAAUGAUGGUCGGAGAUUGCGCUGGCUUACAUGGCUCCUUGUUUACAGUUGUACAAAUGAUGGUCGGAGAUUGCGCUGGCUUACAUGGCUCCUUGGUAUUAGUAGACAUCGUACGUGCUGAAAUUUACAGCAGUUGAUCUUUUUUUCUAUUCAUGCUCAGAAUUUUAAAUGAUUUUACGACCCCAGUCUGAGAACGUUUUCAUCAACAACUGUAUACUAAUUUAUGUACAUGUAAUUGUUCUUGUUCUGCACUGUGUGCAUUUUCUCUUUUGUAAUCUGAAUUAUAAGAUUGAUAUUCUUGUACAAUAUUAUUUGGAAAUAAUGAAAACAGCAAUGUGUUAUGCUUUACUUCCAAUAUUUACCACGAUUAUAUGUUGUAUUGUUGAUAUUGUCAGUAAAAGUUUUUAUACAAAA
Messenger RNA from Ostrea edulis (European flat oyster), 3330 nucleotides. RefSeq names its product organic cation transporter protein-like. Gene Ontology annotation, cellular component: membrane. Gene Ontology annotation, molecular function: transmembrane transporter activity. The coding region runs from base 243 to 1940 and encodes 565 amino acids. The transcript is spliced from 10 exons. Gene Ontology annotation, biological process: transmembrane transport. Lineage: Eukaryota; Metazoa; Mollusca; Bivalvia; Ostreida; Ostreidae. The record is from RefSeq and is a predicted model, not a curated record.